AUGAUUACUUCUGAGAUUAGCGCUGCAUCCAGCUAGAUGAAAAGGAGAGGAGAAUAGGAAGGCAUUUAUGAGUGUAAAUAUGUUUGGACCGCUGAAGAUGUUGAGAAACUGAACGACCAGUACGAUUGUCAAUAAGGGAAUUGGAAGUUGAUAAGUAAAUUUUUGAAUGGACCAAAUCCUCUUGAGUGUAUGAUGAAAUGGCAAUAAUUGCAUCCAGAUAAUACACUUUCGAGACAAUUGUGGUCUCAAGAUGAAGAUGAGUAAUUAAAAGAGUUGGUGUAGAAGUACGGCAAGAGAUGGAGCAAGAUAUGUACAGUGAUGAAUUGGAGAACUGGAAAAUAAGUUCGAGAACGAUAUCUAAAUUAACUCCAAGGACAUAUCAAUAAUGAGAAGUGGACUGAAGAGGAGGAUAAAAUAAUCUUAAAACUCUACAAAAAAUUUGGAACUAAGUGGAGCUACAUCUCGACUUUCUUGCAAGGUCGGCCUGAAAAUAUGGUCAAGAAUAGGUUCUAUGCCAAUUUAAAAAGGAGAUAUCAAUCGGAUCUUGAGGAAUCUGACGAUGAUGACCAAUAGGUAGAUUCUUAAGAUUCAUUAAAUAUUACUAAAUAUAAAAAGAAAAAGAAAAAUAAACAUUAUAAAUAUAUUAAUAGUUCGAUUAAGAUAAAGAAAUCCUAGCUCAAAACAGUGAAAUCAGACAUAUUUGAAAGAAUGACUCGAUCCAAGGAGAAGACAGAACCAUAAAUUAAUGUAAAAUAAGAAAAUGUGGAUAUAAAUGACCAACAAAACAGCCCAGCAGUUUAGUAAGUAUGCAUAAAAGAAGAGCAGAUAGGAGUUGAAAGUUAGUAGAAUCCUUAGGAAUUGUUAUAUUAAUAAUAGGAGUAUUAAUUUUAGGCUUUCUAAAAGUUUUUAUAGGAAUAUGGAUAGCUCGGCUUAUAAUAACAAUUAAUACUUAACUAAAAUCAAAUUGGUAUCUAACCAUUGUGUCCGAGAUGCUUGGGAAGUUUGAAUCCCAUGGGAUAAUUGUAUACAUUAGCAGAUAUUAGUCAUAUAUUUAAAAUGUUUUAAUAUCAGAUGCUUAUUCAAUGUUAACCGAAACUAGAGAUGACUAGUUAGAUGUAAAAUCUAAGUUAAUCAAAUAAGCAAUAUAAUAAUAUUAUAUUGCAGUGACAUUUGGUUUUUGAAAUCCAAAAGUCCAAUGAAAAUGUUAAACAUUAUAUUAAUCAAUAACUUA
Molecule: messenger RNA, 1231 nt
Organism: Paramecium tetraurelia
Lineage: Eukaryota; Ciliophora; Oligohymenophorea; Peniculida; Parameciidae
Exons: 4
Biological process (GO): regulation of DNA-templated transcription
Cellular component (GO): nucleus
Molecular function (GO): RNA polymerase II cis-regulatory region sequence-specific DNA binding; DNA-binding transcription factor activity, RNA polymerase II-specific
Source: RefSeq, a predicted model, not a curated record